This is a messenger RNA of Cryptomeria japonica (Japanese cedar), 1867 nucleotides long. RefSeq names its product ribosome production factor 2 homolog. The transcript has 8 exons. The record is from RefSeq and is a predicted model, not a curated record. Gene Ontology annotation, cellular component: nucleolus. The coding region runs from base 598 to 1581 and encodes 327 amino acids. NCBI's taxonomy places the organism in Eukaryota, Viridiplantae, Streptophyta, Pinopsida, Cupressales, Cupressaceae. Gene Ontology annotation, biological process: ribosomal large subunit assembly; maturation of LSU-rRNA from tricistronic rRNA transcript (SSU-rRNA, 5.8S rRNA, LSU-rRNA). Gene Ontology annotation, molecular function: rRNA binding.
AGACCUAUAUAUAUUUUAUCGUGGAGUCUGAAGGGCUCCUUGUCUUUAUGCGAUAUUUUCUUUCUUAUCGAAGCUCUUCUUUGCGCAACUGUUUUAGGACGAAAACCCUAGCCGCCAUUGCUGGCCGGGUCGUGACCUUGGGCUUACAUUGUACCUGCGCCUUCGAAUCUGCAGGGGUUAACUGGUCUAGAAUAUCCACAGAGGCUGUGAUUAGUGGGUGUCGCUGCAACAUGGAAGCAUCACGCGACAGCAGUUCACGAAGAUUUUGUUGGUGACUCCUAGCCGGAGAAAUUGGGGAAGAAAUAGGCAGCCAACAUUCACUACGGGUUGCCUAAGCUCAGCAGCCACCCUUCCCCAGCGACAUAUUACUGUAAUGAGCUCUUAGAAACGGUGAUAGUUCAGAGUUAUUAUUGCUUAUAACAAGAUAGUCGAUGCAGAUAGCCACCAUCGUUGGUAGGUUCAGUAUUAUUGCACACCAUAACUAUUAGCCUCUAAGAAUUUCAACUAUCUGAAGAUUCCGAGUUCAUCUUCAGCAUAACAUACUCCUACAAUCCCAGUUAUAUAUUUUGACAUUUGCUAUUCCGAAGAUCUGAAAGCAUGUUGAAAGUUGUAAAACCUAAGACAAAUCAUGCAAGGAGGAUUCUCGAAAAGCGUGCUCCAAAGCUGGUUGAAAAUGCCAAGAAAAUAUUAAUUUUGCAUGGCACAAAGACUAGCAAUGUAUUGAAUUCAGUCUUGACUGACAUAUUUCAUCUCAAGAGGGCUGGUGGAAAUGCCAUCAAAUACACCAAAAAGAAUGGAGAUAUUCGACCAUUUGAGAGUGGGGGUGAAACUGCCUUAGACUUUCUUUCACAAAAGACUGAUUGCAGUCUGUUCGUUUUUGGCUCACAUUCAAAGAAGCGGCCUAACAAUCUCGUUUUGGGAAGAAUGUAUGAUCAUCAUGUAUAUGAUCUGAUUGAGGUUGGCAUAGAAAAUUUUAGUUCAAUGGAAUUAUUUGGCUAUGGAAAGAAGCUAGCCCCACAAGUAGGCUCAAAGCCUCUAUUUGCCUUUAUUGGUGAAGGUUUUGAGACCAAGGAGCACCUGAAACAUUUGAAAGAGGUUUUACUUGAUAUGUUCAGGGGGGAGGUUGUUGAAAAAAUAAAUCUUACAGGGCUAGACUCUGUAUUUGUCUGCACAGCAUUGGAUGAUAAUAAGGUUCGUUUCAUGCACUGUGGAAUACGGUUAAAAAAGUCUGGCACAAUUGUUCCACGAAUUGAACUGGUUGAAAUAGGGCCUUCAAUGGACCUGGUUCAUAGACGGCAUCGGCUUCCAAAUGAUGAUCUGAGGAAAGAGGCCAUGAAAUCUGCAAUUUUGAAGCCCAACAAGAAGGUGAAGAAUGUCAGUGGUGACCUGUUAGCUGGAAAAGUCGGAAAGAUUUAUGUUCCAAAGCAAGAGGUUGGAGACAUGGCCCUGGCAAAAAUGAAAGGUCUUAAGAGGGAGCGGAGAGUAGCUGCAGCUGCCUUGUCGGCCUCGAAGAAUAAAGCACACAAAGAAAAUGAAAACACAAAUUUGGCAAUAUCAAACAAGAAGCAAAGAACAGGCUAGAAAUCUAUAACUGCUGUGGCUUUUCAAUUUUGAUUUGAUUCCUGCACUGAACUAAUGACUUGCAUUCUGUUAAACUUCAGAACAUGUACUAUCUUUGUUCUCAAGGUGGGAUUUCUCUGGUCUCUGAAGUUUCUACCUUCUGGAAGUCCAUAAGUUCAUGUAGUGACAUAACCUGUAAUUUCUUUCAAUGUCGAUCUUCAGAUAAACAAUCACUUGAAGCAAUAUCUUGUAAUUCUGUCAUUUCUGCAAGCACUGCUAUUCUUCAUUAACAAGUUUCUUUUGUGCU